Molecule: messenger RNA, 1649 nt
Organism: Cryptococcus amylolentus CBS 6039
Lineage: Eukaryota; Fungi; Basidiomycota; Tremellomycetes; Tremellales; Cryptococcaceae
Exons: 9
Coding region: 243-1361 (372 amino acids)
Biological process (GO): transport
Molecular function (GO): transmembrane transporter activity
Source: RefSeq, a predicted model, not a curated record
CUUCACUACUCUUCCUUUCAACAAUCGUUCAAUAACAUACCUUGAACGCCUCACUCCCUCCCCUUCACACAACAAGUGACAGCAAACCGGGCAACCUUAUAUCCCCUUAUCAUUCCUUAUCACGCGAGCUAUCAGGCGGGCCUCGGCAAAACAAGCGUCAUCAGCUCGCUCCUUCCGGUUCACGCUCAUACGCAUACCCAGCCUGUGAGCUCAGGCCACAGUCACAGGCAUAUCCAAGGAAGAUGAGUGACAACCAUGGAGAGUCGUCCAAACAUGUCCUUGGCAGCCAAACCUCCAUGGUCAACGACCAGAUUAAUAAAGGAAACAACAAUGGCAAAGGAAAGGGCAGUGGCGAGACCUCCCCGGCUGUAGACUUUGGUGCUGGUGUUGUUGCAGGCGUUGCUGGGCUCGUCGUAGGACAGCCUUUUGACCUAGUCAAGUCUCGGUUCCAGUCCCCCAGCUUCAGCGGAAAGUACACGUCUACUUUUGGUGCUCUGAGUGCUAUAUUGAAGGAAGAAAAGUUUAGAGGGCUGUUCAAAGGAGUCAUGUCGCCUAUGGCUGGUAUAGCUUUUAUCAACGGCGUGGUGUUCACAUCAUACUCCUUCUUUAUGAAGCUCCAACUGCCUCCGGGAUCACAGCAAGAGCCCAAUUUGGGUCAAAUAUAUCUGGCGGGUACAGGUAGUGGUGUAGUCGCGUCGUUGCUCACAUGCCCCACCGAAUUGAUCAAGGUAAGUCCCAUCGACUCGAGAGAUCGUUGGUUCAUGUAUUGUUCACAGAUCCGUCAACAAUCUGCACCCCCGAGCCUCAAGUUGACGACAAUAGGCGUGCUUAAGAGCAUCGUCAGACAAGAUGGGAUACGAGGCAUAUUUCGUGGGCUGUCGGCGACGGCAUUGAGAGAUACAGCAUACGGCCCAUACUUUUUCACGUACGAAGCGACACUACGCUUAUUCAGAUGGAUGAAACGCCCUCCUCUGCCGCCGGCUCACCAUGGCCCGACGCAUGAAGGUUACACUUUGAUUGACGAAGCGGAGAUGGAACUGAAGAGUGGUUUGGGAUGGCCAGAACUGAUGGCUGCAGGAGGUGUUGCCGGUGUCCUUGCUUGGCUUGUCACCUUUCCGGUGGACGUAUUCAAGACACGCAUGCAAGGUUUCACAUGGCCAAAUGCCCUCGACCCAAGUCAGCCCAGACCUAGCCCACCGAGCUUCAGGCAUGUCGCUAGGGACGCGUUGAGAAAGGAAGGAUGGAGGGUCAUGUUUGCCGGCCUUGGACCUACAUUGAUCAGGUCCGUCCUCUUCUCUGAACUCGUUGUUACAUUGCUGAUGUAUGGUCGCCUUUCUGCCAUCACAGAGCCGUACCAGUAAGUCCACCAUCUUUCCUGCUGCUUAACAGACUGACGAAUGCUUCUAGACAAACAUGGUGAUCUUUUUGACGUUUGAGGGAUGCGUGUCUGCGCUUUCGUAGCUCGCGCCGUGGGACGAGAGUUGAGAGAGUACUUUGGGAAGGACAUUGGUGGUUGAAAUUCAUGAUCGAUACCCUGCAUCGCAUUUACCACAUCGGUCAUCUAUACUUGUUACAUGAUGACACCCAUGUAGCAGAUAAUGUCAUAUUUUCGUGAGCCCUCGUAGACGCUGAUGCAUAGAUGGCGAGCU